Molecule: messenger RNA, 1463 nt
Organism: Oryzias latipes (Japanese medaka)
Lineage: Eukaryota; Metazoa; Chordata; Actinopteri; Beloniformes; Adrianichthyidae
Source: RefSeq, a predicted model, not a curated record
UCGUCUCCAUCUGCAGUUUUCAUUGAAUCAGCUUCUCUAGUUUCAGAAACACAAACUGCUCUGGUUCAGAGAAAUGUUCUGUUCAGACAGAAUGGGAUUGAAACCCAAAGUGUGGUUUUCUCAGAGGAGCAGAGAUCUUUCUGCUUCUGUUUGACUGCAUGAAAGCAGCAGAGACCAGAAGUGAGACAGAAACUCUGAGAGUGGAAGUGAGCUCUGGAUGCUGAAUGUGUCUGUGUUUGGACUCCCAGCAGAACUGUGCUGCUCUCUCAUGUUCCUGUGGUUUCAGGAGGAGCAGAAGAAAACAGACUGAUGGACUUCAGGAUAACUGAACACGUGCACAACUCUACAUUUCCUCUUUCAUGCUGUCACUUUCUGCAUGAAUCUUUCAUCUAAUAACUGCAGGAAUAUUUGUCAUUUUCUUCUCUCAUUUCACACAGCAGUUCACCAAGUUCCUCCACUGCAGACAGAGACAGUCAUGUUGAUCUGAACAUUAGAGAAACUCAUCAUGGAGCUGAAAUAUGAUCCUGAUUCACUCAGAUGACACUUUAACAGCACACAGGUUUUUGGAGCACACUCUCACUGUGUGGGAGCUAUGACUACUACAUCUUUGGAUCUGGAACUCGACUGUUUGUAACGGAUGAGUCCGUAGUGAAGCCCGUGGUGAGCGUGUACCCAGCAGCAUCCAGAGUCCAUGUGGAGGGGAGCAGCUCCCUGCUGUGUCUGGCCUCAGCCAUGUUUCCUCCUGUGGUCCAGUUCUCCUGGAAAAGACAGAAGAACAACGGACCACUGGAGGACCUGACCUCUGAAGAGCAGCUGGAUCUCAGAGAGUCGGGACGCAGCGCCUCCAUCCUGCUGGUUCAUCAGCAACAGGACAGCUCCUAUAAAUACAUCUGCUCCGUCAAACAUGAGGGGGGCACAGUGGAGGCCCAAACACAACAAGAGGUUCCUGCACUUCCAGCUGCAGGUUCCACAGCAGCUCCAACAUCCCAUCCAGCAUCUUCCAGCAUUCUAGCAGGGGGAACAGCCUCUGUUCCUCCUCUGGACCUGGUGAAGCUGUCCUUCCAGUCUGAGUGCAGGGUGAAGCUGCUCUGCCUGCUGUACUCAGUGCUGAUAGUGAAGAGUCUGGUGUACUGCUGUGGACUCUCUCUGCUGAUGAUCCUCAGAAACAAGGGAGCAUCCACCAACUCCAGACAUGCUGAAUGACUGUUUUCUGCUCGUCUUUUCUCUCCAUCAAAUCUCCUCCUUUCAUCUCAUUCAUCACUUUGAUCACAGUUCUCAAAUGUUCUUCAUGACUUGCUGUAGAUCCUUCAUCAAACUGUGUCAGCUGUGUUGUAGAGAUGGAACUUUGCAGUUUUCUGCUUUUUCAUUUACAUUUUCUGUACAUUGAUCCAUAUUCUUACAUUUUAUUUACAACAAUAUUCUCAAUAAACUUCAAGACAAUUUUCUUGUUUGAAGACAUUUAA